Messenger RNA from Exophiala bonariae, 912 nucleotides. RefSeq lists its product as uncharacterized. Lineage: Eukaryota; Fungi; Ascomycota; Eurotiomycetes; Chaetothyriales; Herpotrichiellaceae. Gene Ontology annotation, molecular function: oxidoreductase activity. The record is from RefSeq and is a predicted model, not a curated record. The transcript has a single exon. The coding region runs from base 1 to 912 and encodes 303 amino acids.
AUGGCUCUGCGCAAUAUAACCCUCAUCGGCGCGAGCGGGCGCCUAGGCGGCACAAUCCUGUCGGCACUCCUCGCAGAACCCAGUUUUACCGUAACAAUAGUUGCCCGCUCAUCAUCCAAAGCGACGUUCCCAUCCGGCGCCGCCACGCAAAAGGUGUCGGACGAUUUCACGGAAGAAGAACUGAUCCCCGUUCUCCAAGGCCAAGAUGCAGUGAUUACGACCGUCAGCGGCACGAACAGCGCGCUGCAGACGCGGAUUGCCGACGCGGCGCUCAAGGCCGGCGUGCAGCGCUUCAUCCCCGCGGACUUCGGCAGCUUCGACUCGUCUUCCGAGCUCUCGCUGCGCAUGAUGCCGCAGUAUAAAGCCAAAGGCGACGUGCGGGAGUACCUCGAGGGAUUGGCGGAGCGGGACGCGUCUGGCAAGUUUUCCUGGACGGCGCUCGUGUCGGGCCAUUUCUUUGAUUAUCUCGACGGUGGCCUGUUGCAGGUCUUUCCGGACAGGAGCUACGCGCGCAUCUUCGACGGUGGGGACAUCAAAUGGUCCGCGACGACCUUGGAGACGGUUGCGAAGGCGACGGUUCAGGUGUUGUUGAAGGCGCAGGAGACGAGAAACAAGAGGCUUUUCGUUCAGAGUUUUCUCAUCACCCAGAAUCAGUUGCUGGAGGUGUUGGAGAAGGUCACGGAGAGGAAAUGGGACGUCGAACAUGUCGAGUCGGAGAAGUUUAUGGUUGAAACGAAAGCCUUGAUCGAGAGGGAACCCGGGAAUGCUGUCGCCAGGGAGGAUUUGGUUGGUGUCGUGGGUAUUGUUGAGGGCAACUGGGAAGAGAAGGAUUCGUUUGCCAAUGCAUUGUUGGGGCUGCAGGAGGAGGACUUGGAAGAGGUGGUCAGGAAGACUUUGGGUUCUAGUAAAUGA